AUCCUCCUCACCUCUGUGCCAGGUGCUGGGGAAUGGGAAGUGCUGUGUGCAUAUGUGUCUGCCUCCUAACCUGCUCCAGCUCUAUUAUAAUCACCAGGAGCUUCUGGAUCCCCUGCUUCAGGGGUGGUGCUCACAUCCAGGCAUGCAACAAUGUCUCCAGUCACCUGAAACCCUUAUAAGGGUGAGGGAGAAUCAGGUUCUUUUCCUGUACCUCGAUGACUAUGGAGAACUGUCCAAGGGCUCAGAUGGAGGAACGCGCUACAGAAAGAUUCAGAAGCUCUGGUGCCAGCACAGCAUCACCGAGGAGAUGGGUCAUGCACAGGAAGCUAAUCAGACUCUGGAGGACAUUGACUGGGAGAUCCUGGAUUUUCUUGGCUAA
Ictalurus furcatus (blue catfish) is the source of this 379-nucleotide messenger RNA. RefSeq names its product E3 ubiquitin-protein ligase UBR2-like. NCBI's taxonomy places the organism in Eukaryota, Metazoa, Chordata, Actinopteri, Siluriformes, Ictaluridae. The transcript is spliced from 5 exons. The coding region runs from base 53 to 379 and encodes 108 amino acids. The record is from RefSeq and is a predicted model, not a curated record.